Sinocyclocheilus grahami is the source of this 3899-nucleotide messenger RNA. Its product is annotated as sorting nexin-25-like. Gene Ontology annotation, molecular function: phosphatidylinositol binding. The record is from RefSeq and is a predicted model, not a curated record. The transcript is spliced from 18 exons. Lineage: Eukaryota; Metazoa; Chordata; Actinopteri; Cypriniformes; Cyprinidae. Gene Ontology annotation, cellular component: endosome. The coding region runs from base 617 to 3379 and encodes 920 amino acids.
UUCGCCACUCGAAAGGCAGCUGGGGAUCUAAGCAGAACUGAGACCGCUUUUCAACGCGACGGAUUGAUAAGAAGUUUCAUUUUUUGCCACAUUUUGGAUCAGUCGCGGUGGAUAAUGAAAACACCGGGGACUGAACACUUAGCAUUUACAUCUUUAUUCCACGUCUGAGGCUUAAAAGUUCCAGCCGUUGUUUGUACAGGCGUCAGUGGACCUGGUCGCGUCUCGAGAUGUUGUGAUAGAUUUGGAUGAGCUUGUGUGGACAUCUGCUUUGUUGUUUCUAACUUGACGUCCUUUGUGUGCACUUGAUGUUCCUUAUGCGUUUGUGGAGGAUUUGAAUUAGCAGCCAUUUAAGCUGUCCUAGAGCCAGCCAGGUUAUCUGGCCGAUCAUCAUUUCAAGUGCACUGCUUGUCAUUGAACUGCUCAGAUGCAACAGUUGCAUGUGCAUUUCUUGCAUUAAGGUGCUCAGACGCCCGGAUCAUCUGCGCUUCCCCUCUGAAUUGAACGCACUUUGUGAUGAGUGGAAUCUGGGCUGUGAGCUCAAGGGGCAUGCAGCCUGUCUAUUGUUGUGCGCACGUGAGGACAUGUCAUUUCCAGCAGCAGCAGCAGCAGCAGCAUCAUGCAUCCUGAUGGCCGAAGCAGCAGCAGCAGCAGCAUCAGCAGCAGCUCGGAUGUCCUCAUGCCCAGCAGCGCCGUGUACCCGUCUCUGGUCGUCGGCAUCGCGGCGGCAGUGCUGGUCUUCCAGCUCGGCUCUGGAGAACUCACUCUCACCUCGUUUUUCCUCAAACUCUUUAUUUAUGUGUCCUUCGCGUUGUUCUGUUUCCUGCUGGGGGGUUUCGGGCUGCUGGUGAAGAAAAGCCCCCUGAAGAUCAGCAGAUUUGACACCACUAGGAGACAGUCAUCGAAGCUCAUGGAUUUAUUCAAUAAGUUAAUGGGCCGGUUCUGUGUUCCUCUGCUGGAUUCAGCCCAGACCAGGAGGGUUGUGGUGUCCCUCAAUGUAGAUAAAGCCCUCAAAGAAGUGUUUGACUACAGCUAUCGGGACUAUAUUCUGUCGUGGUACGUCCCCUUGAGUCGAGAUGAGGGCCAACUGUAUCAGAUGUUGUCUGAGGACUUCUGGGAAAUGACCAAACAGUUGCGAACGCGUUUGUCUGAGGUAGACGUGGUCAACCUUGUCUGUAACGACAUUGUCAAGACCCUUCACACGCACUUCUGUGACCUCAAGGCUGCUAACACAAGGCUGGAGGAAGUACCACGAGCGUUUCCGUUGCAUCCGUGUCUGCGCAGUCCCGAUGAAGAGCUGCGUUUCCUGCGCUGCUGCGCCCGUCUGCUCAUGCUGCGUCUGCUGCCUGCGCGGGACGCUCGUUCACGCAGUCUGCGCCUCUUACUGGUGGAGGUUGUCGCUACUAAAGUGUUAAAGCCAUUGGUGGACGUGUUGAGCGAUCCAGACUACAUUAACCGCAUGCUGCUAGCUCAGUUAGAGCACCGAGAGCAGGUGAACGAACAUCAUAAGAAAGCGUACACAUAUGCGCCGUCCUAUGAGGAGUUCAUCAAACUCAUCAGCAGCAGCUCUGACAUACAGUUCCUCAAACAGCUCAGGUAUCAGAUAGUUGUGGAGAUCAUUCAGGCGACCACCAUCAGCAGCAUCCCACAGCUGAAGAGACAGAAAGACAGUAAAGGGAAAGAGGCCGCCGCGCUGAAGGCCGACCUGUUACGUGCCAGAAACAUGAAGCGUUACAUUAACCAGCUCACAGUGGCAAAGAAGCAGUGCGAGAAGCGGAUCCGGCUCCUCGGGGGUCCUAACUAUGAGCAGCAGGAGGACGGAGCCCAGGAUGAAGGGGACGGUCCACAGAGCCAACGGAUACUUCAGUUUGAGGAGAUCAUGUCAAACGCAGUGUACCGGGAGCAUUUCCGUGUCUACAUGGAGCGCGUGGACAAGAGGGCUCUGAUUAGCUUUUGGGAGCUGGUGGAGAUGCUCAAGAGCGCCAACAAGAAUGAAGUGCCACAGCUGGUUGGAGAGAUCUACCAGAACUUCUUUGUGGAGAGCAGGGAGAUCCCGGUGGAGAAGGCUCUUUAUAAAGAGAUCCAGCAGACGCUGGUGGGGAACAAGGGUACAGACGUGUUCCACAGGAUCCAGGGAGAUGUGUACGAGACCAUGAAGGAGCGCUAUUACCCAUCCUUCCUGGUGAGCGACCUGUACGAGCGGCUCAUUAAACGAGAGGAGCAAAGGAGCAGCUCACACUCCAGCAGCGAGGAGAAAGACGACGCCGGUCCGGUGAUGGAAGGAGGGGACGUGGCCCUGGAUGAAGGCAGCAAAGGCAUCAACGAACAGGCCAGUUACGCCGCAACCAAACUACACCAGCUGUACGAGAGGCUGGAGUACAAACGCCAAGCCCUGGGUUCCAUCCAGAACGCACCACGACCUGAUAAAAAGGCCUCUGAGGAGAAUGGCGAGCAGAUGGCGUGUUACUUUGUAGCAGUGAGUCUUUCUGAAGACGACGACUGCAAGAACAACCGCUGGACCGUCACCAGGAAGCUCAGCGAGUUUCAGGCUUUGCACAGGAAGUUGACGGAGUGUUUUCCGUCACUCAAGAAAGUCCAGCUUCCCUCACUCAGUAAACUGCCAUUCAAAUCAAUCGACCAAAAAUUCCUUGACAAAUCCAAAAACCAACUCAACACGUUUUUACAGAAAGUGUUGACAGAUGAGCGCAUGUGUCAGAGCGAGGCGCUGUAUGCCUUUCUCAGUCCAUCACCAGAGCACCUGAAGGUCAUCGACAUCCAGAAGAAAUCCUCCUUCUCUCUCGCAUCCUUCCUGGAGAGACUGCCGGGAGACUUCUUCUCACACCAGGAGGAUGAAGGUGAGGAUGACAGCGACCUCUCAGACUACGGCGACGAGACGGACGGGAGGAAGGACGCGCUGGCUGAGCCCUGCUUCAUGCUGAUCGGAGAGAUCUUUGAACUCAGGGGCAUGUUUAAGUGGGUGCGGAAGACACUAAUUGCACUGGUUCAGGUCACGUUUGGACGGACUAUAAACAAGCAAAUCAGAGACACUGUAAACUGGAUCUUCAGUGAGCAGAUGUUGGUUUACUACAUUAAUAUAUUCCGGGACACGUUUUGGCCCAGCGGGAAACUCGCACCUCAUAACAAAAGCCGCUCGGAGAGUGAACGCAGAGAAACCAAGGAGAGAGCACAACAGAAGCUUCUAGACAACAUCCCAGAUGCACUUCAGAAUCUCGUGGGGCAGCAGAACGCCAGAUACGGGAUCAUCAGGAUCUUUAAUGCACUUCAGGAGACCAGUGCCAACAGACACCUUCUCUACAUCUUGUUGGAGAUGCUGCUUAAAGAACUCUAUCCCGAGCUGAGCGUGGAGGCCGUACAGGCCUGAACAUCCUCACGUCACAUCAGAGGCUCAGGAUGUGUUUCUCUAAUGUGCUGGAUGGCUGUUUUUGGUGUUAUUUAUUUUUUUUGUUCUGUUGUUUUAUUUCUAAAACACUUGACUGACUCUGUAGUGCUGGAUCUGGGAAGCGUCAUGAAUAUGUUUGUGUUUUAAUCCGUUGAUGUGUUUCUCUCUGGUGAGAUUUGGAGGAACGGACCACAUCCACUGCCAGCUGUCAUCUUCAGCUUUUCUUUCUCUCUUUUGUUUUCUUCUAGGGGGUUUUGCUGUGUAAUGUGAAGAACAGUGGAAUGAGUGUUACACAUCUGUAAAAAGAAGAACCCAGACCUCUGUAAACUCCCUACAUAUUAUUGUGACCAUUAUGAAAGCUUUUAAUCGUGCAAUAUGUCAUGUACAGUUAUUGUGAAGGUUCUGUUUGUGAUAUUAUUAUUAAUAUUGUUAUUAUUAUAGAAUUUUAUUUUUACCAAAAUAGACUAGAGCAUUUAUAAGCAAUAAAAUGCAGAAGAAGAUU